Planococcus citri (citrus mealybug) is the source of this 4156-nucleotide messenger RNA. RefSeq lists its product as uncharacterized. NCBI's taxonomy places the organism in Eukaryota, Metazoa, Arthropoda, Insecta, Hemiptera, Pseudococcidae. The coding region runs from base 2362 to 4023 and encodes 553 amino acids. The transcript is spliced from 7 exons. The record is from RefSeq and is a predicted model, not a curated record.
GUGUUGGUAGUCGAGGAGCAACACAACGUUGCGGUGUUGCAAGCUAUUACAAACUCGUUAUCACUGUGGACCAAAGUGACCAAAAGUAUAAGGUGGAUGAAAUGGUUGGAAAAAGUUUUUACCAGGAUAACACAAAGUUGUUUCAAGUCAUCUUACGGUCGAAAACUCCUGUUGCUUUUAUUUUCCCUCCUGGCUCGGGGAAAUCGAGCAUAGCGCAACUGUUUGAAUCGUAUGCCUCGAAGUCGAAAACUAUCGAUGAAGAUGCUAGUGAUGAAGAAAGAAUUCGGUAUGAAAACACGAAUAAAUUUUUCGACUCUUGUUGGUUCGCGUCAAAGAAGAGUGAUCUUUACACGAAAUAUCGUAGAAAUUGCCCUGUCGUGUACAUUGACUUUGGAGAUGUAAAUAUUGGCGAAAGCGCUGGGUUAUUUUAUCAGUGUUUGAGAGCUAUAAUGAUAGCGGUUCUUAAGGAACACUGCCCAGAAGAUCAUUUGUCAAGUGAACUGUUGAAUAUGCGGGAAGGCAAAGCUGUGCUCGGUUCCUUACCAAAUCUCAUUUCAUUGCUUACGACGACGGUACAUGACCAUGUUUACAUAUGUCAUCCUAGAUUCCUGCGAUGUAGUGUUUAAUCAACUGGAAAAACUUGAGAGGAAUCAGCCCCACGCAUCUUUAUCGAAGUCAUUCGCGACGUUUCUAAAACCUGCAGUUGAAAGUACCAGCGCGAAGUAUGUUUACUUUGGUGUUAAUCCAAAUUUCGUUAUCAGACACAUUGAUCCCGAAAUGGAAUUUUAUUCAAUUUAUGUUCCUGCUGUGCCACAAACAAAGAAAGCAGAGUACGAAAAAAAUAGAGAAUUGGUGCGCGAAUGUUUUUCUUAUUCGAAAGAAUCGAUUAAAAAAGCAUGCGAAUAUCUGAAAUUGGAAAAUGUCGAUGAUGUAGUGAAGCGGUGUAUUGAAGUGGCUGAAUUUUCAUUCAAUGGCUUCGAGUUAAUCAACCCUUAUUUGGCAACCGCUCAUCUUACCACUUUAAAAAGCAGAACCUCGUACUGUGUAAACAUCGCGCCAGCAAGAUCUCUCUGGCACGAAGCUAUUUAUUUCACCGAGAAAGAUAUUGAUAUUAUUGGAAAGAGCUUAACCAAUGGCACCACCGCAUUGUCUUUUCCUAUGCUAGUGUCCUGUACGGAUAUGGAUAUCUUGAAAUCGUUUACACAAGACAGAACGUUGUUUUGUGAUCUUCUUAUCUAUGGCGGAUACUUCUCCGGUGAAACCAAAAACGAAAGUGAAAACGAACAUGUGAUAUGGCCUUCGAACCGAACUACUAAACUAGUACUGGAAUAUAUGUUGGAAAAUAUUUGGAAACAGAAAUACCAGAUCGGUUUUACUAAAGCCAAAAGCAUUUUUAAUCUACUACGAGGACUUAAAUUUCAAGAAGUGUGUGAAGAAAUUGCCACUUCCCUGGCUCAUCAACCGUCCGAAAUGUCAUCACGCGAAUUCAAUUCAUUCACGAAGGAUAACCGUCAAAAGUCUGUGGGUAAUCGAAAAAAGCCUGCUGAUGACGAAUCCGAGUACAAAUCGAAGCUAAGAAAAAGGCGGUAGAAUUUAUGUUACAUAUCGUAAUCCUGUAGUUCUAAGUCGAAGAAGUUUGUCCAGUACGCCAAUUUCAACGUGCUUCUAUGUUCGAUUUGUUUGUUUUGUUAUUUUCUGUAUCCUAAGUUGUUUGUAAUUGUAAAUAUUUGUUCAUAAAAUCAUUAGAAUGGCAGAACCAAAUGAAACCAUUUACGAAGGCAAAACUUCAGUUAUGAAUGGAAAGUCCAUAUUCUAUAAGAAUACUCCUCAGAAUAAGACCGUCAAAAGACCAUUCGCCGAUCACGCAGAGAAAAACAAUUUAUUCCUAACUCAAAAUGACUCGAUUCAAUCUACCGAUGAAACUGGUAUCACUGCUGUGCUCUGAAGCUCUAUCUGCGUCCGGUUUACGAUCCUUACGAUACGCGUUAGAAGUACCAAAUGUUGGAAAAAUUCUCGCCAAUGAUUUCUCCAGAGCAGCUAUAUGAACGCGAUGAAUAAGAAUAUCAAUGAGAAUCAUGUCGACGGUAUCGUAGAAAUGGUUAUUGCAGAAGUUGAAUUUCGAGAAUAGAUCAAUACCAGCUUAACCAGCUAUCGACCUGGAUCCUUAAGGGUGUUCUACCAAGUUUCUCGAUUCAGCCAUCAACUGUAUCGCAGAUGGUGACUUUUACAGAUGACGAUGAGGCAGUACUCGCCAAUGCUUAUCCUCUUGUGUACAUUGCAAUUACAAACAACGAUUCUGUUUCAUAUCAUAUCCUUCAUUCCUUCGCAUCUGGCAUCUGAGGAUUUCGAAAGUCAGUAAAAAUGUCCACUGUGAUGUCAACCAGCUCCUUAUGGAGUCAUGAAGAACCUAUAGCAAUUCAUCUGAGAGCAGUCUUAGCAGAGAAAGAUCUCGCAUUCGACCAUCUAGAAAAUGGACAAAUCGCCUUGGCCACGCAACAAUGGGAACCUGGUCUAAAUACAACGCAUGAAGUGGAUGUAAUGCUAAACGAAUGCUAUUUCCAAGACAACACAAAACUAUUUCCAGUCAUCACAGAGUCGGAUAUUCCUGUUGCAUUCUUCUUCCCUCCUGGAUCAGGGAAAUCGAGCGUAGCGAGACUAUUCGAAUUGUAUGCUUCGAAUUCAAAAUCUGUCGUUGGUGACAAUGAGCAUAGUAAAAAAAAGAAGUAUGCAGAAAUGGAUUCAUUUUUCAAGAAGUGUCGGUUCGCAUCAGAAAGCCCUGAACUUUACAAAAAAUAUCGAAGUAAUCACGCAGUCGUCAACAUAGAUUUUAAAGACGUACAUAUUGCGCAAAAUGACGACGAGUGGUUUUUUGCGUCUUUAUGCAGUUUAAUGGAAUUGAUUUGGAAUGAAUACGCACCGGAAGAAUAUAUAUCAAGCGAACAAGAAAGAUUGGGCGAUGUUAUGGACGAAGUGGUGUCUUCGUUGCAAAGGCUCGUAUUAUAUCUUGCGCAAUCAAAUGAAAAAGUUUUCAUUUUACUGGACUCCUGCGAUGUAGUUUUCAACCUGCUCGCGAAAGUUGAGCAGAAUCGGGAGGACAAAAAUUUAUCGAAGUUAUUCCGGACAUUUUUACUAUUUGAAAAUGAAAUUCCCAAAGCGAAGCAUGUAUUUUUUGGAGUGAAUCCGUAUUUCGCUGUAAAAACCCUCGAUUGCCAGAUUGAUAUUUAUUCAAUUUGGAUGCCAUCAAAAGUACGAGAAGGAUACAUACAAUACGAGACAAAUAAAAGUUUGGUUCGUGAAUGUUUUUCUUAUUCCGAAGAAUCAAUUAAAAAAGUAUCUACGCGUCUAGAAUUGGGUGAUGUCGAUGUAAUAUUGAACCAGUGUAUCGAAGUUGCCAAAUGUUCAUUUAAUGGCUUCGAGUUGAUCAACCCCUAUUUGGCAACCGCCUAUCUUACCACUCUAAAACGCAGAACUUCGUACAGUGUAAAAAGUGGGCCAGGAUAUCUCUGGGACGAAGCUAUUUAUUUCACCGAGAAAGAUGUUGAUAUUAUUGGAAAGAGCUUAACCAAUGACACCACCGCAUUGUCGUUUCCUAUGCUAGUAUCCUGUACGGAUAUGGAUAUCUUGAAAUCGUUUACACAAGACAGAACGUUGUUUUAUGAUCUUCUUAUCUAUGGCGGAUACUUUUCCAGUGAAACCAAAAACGAAAGUGAAAACGAACAUGUGAUAUGGCCUUCGAACCAAACUACCAAACUAGUACUGGAAUACAUGAUGGAAAAUAUUUGGAAAAAGAAAUACCAGAUCGGUUUUACUAAAGCUAAAAGCAUUUUUACUCUGCUACGAGGACUUAAAUUUCAAGAAGCGUGUGAAGAAAUUGCCUCUUCCGUGGCUCAUCAACCGUCCGAAAUGUCAUCACGCGAAUCCAAUUCGUUCACUAUGGAUAACCGUCAAAAGUCUGCGGGUAAUCGAAAAAAGCCUGCUGAUGACGAAUCCGGGUACAAAUCGAAGUUAAGAAAAAGGCGGUAGAAUUGAUGUUACAUAUCCUGUGGUUCUUCUACGUCGAAGGAGUUUCUCUAGUAAUACGUCAAUUUCAACGUGCUUUUAAUUUCGCUAUGUUGUUACUUUUUCUCUGUAAUAUACCCAUAGAUUUUUGUUUUGA